Fusarium musae is the source of this 1530-nucleotide messenger RNA. RefSeq lists its product as uncharacterized. The transcript has 5 exons. The coding region runs from base 1 to 1530 and encodes 509 amino acids. Gene Ontology annotation, biological process: proteolysis. The record is from RefSeq and is a predicted model, not a curated record. Gene Ontology annotation, cellular component: cytosol. Gene Ontology annotation, molecular function: serine-type endopeptidase activity; tripeptidyl-peptidase activity. Lineage: Eukaryota; Fungi; Ascomycota; Sordariomycetes; Hypocreales; Nectriaceae.
AUGAAGCCAUACAAUCUGUUGAAAGUCUUAUUGGUUGCGGCAUCAGUGGCCGUUGGCGUCGAGGCUGUCAAUAAACUAGCUGCUCUUUCCUCAAGAACUGGUCGAGCAAGCACUGGAAACACCCGCAAGUUCAUUAUUGAAGUCGAGCCGAAUCAAGGCACGACCACAGUGACACGCCAACUCCUCAUGAAACCUGAUCGAAAAAGGCCUUUGUUCCAGAGCUUUGAUUGUAGUGAUGUUUUCAACGGGAUGGUGGUUGAAACUGACACAGAUAAUAUGGAUACAUUGCUCCAGAUGGAAGGGGUCGUGAACGUGUGGCAGGCCCACAAAGUGGCCAUGCCAAAAGUCGAGUUCUCAGAGAAGGGCCCAUCUUCAUCUAUAAGGAACUAUUCUAUUCAUCAUUGGACGGGUGUUGACAAACUCCAUGCUGCCGGUAUUCGUGGAAAGGGUUCAACUGUUGCGAUAAUUGACACCGGCAUUGACUAUACUCACAAAGCGCUCGGAGGCUGUUUUGGACCUGGAUGCAAAGUUAAAGGGGGUUAUGAUCUUGUCGGAGCAGACUGGGAAACCCAUAAUGAGAGAAUGCAUCCCAAGCAGCCCGAUAAUGAUCCUAUGGACUACCAAGGCCAUGGAACUCACGUUGCAGGUAUCAUUGCUGCUAAGAAUGAAUGGGACCUCAAGGCAGAUGUCAUCACCUCGAGCAUUGGUCAACCUAAUGGCUGGUCAGAUAAUCCCUGGGCUAUGUUAGCCAGCCGACUGGUAGACAAGGGCGUCGUCGUGAUAGCAUCAGCUGGUAACGAAGGAGAGUUUGGACCGUUCUACUCCAGUAGCGGAGCUGUUGGCAGAGGAGUUUUAGCUGUCGCCGCUGCUAAUGUUACUACGAAGCCAAAUGCUAACAGGACUGGCGAGGAUCUCGGGCCACUUCCCGUCUAUUUCACAACAUGGGGCCCAACCAACGAGUUACUUCUUAAACCUGACAUUACCGCCCCUGGAUAUAUGAUCAUGAGCACUGUACUGAACCAAAGCUACGAGGAGCUGAGUGGGACAUCCAUGUCGGCGCCCUACAUUGCAGGCAUUGCGGCUUUGUUCGUGGGUCGGUACGGCGGUCGUGCUUUCAAUGGUGCAGGCUUUGCCAAAAUGCUCAGAGAUCGCAUCGCAUCGAGUGGAACGACCCUACCGUUCGUCAAUAAUCGUCUAAUGCGCAAGUAUAAAGCCUCGCCUUUCCAGGUUGGUACUGGACUGGUUGACGCCUGGAAAGUCCUCAACUAUGAUACUCAACUCGAGUAUGAGCCUUUUUCUCUCAUGGAUACAGAGCUGUUUCGGCCUCGAUGGAGUUUCAACAUCACCAAUACUGACGGUAUAGCACACGAAUACACCUUUAAGCUUGAACCCCAAGCUGGCUUCAACAUAUACGAUCCCGAAUAUGGAGUGGCUUUACUCUAUGCUAUUGAGCCCAAAAACAUUGUCCCUCCUGUGAGACUCCCGCACAGGGUUCUAAUUGAACCCGGAGAGACAAGAGAGUUGAGGUAG